AUGCCAGUCGCAGUCCCACGACAGACUGAUACAGCUCAGACGGCGCCGCAAAAACGAGGUCUCACGUCCGGCCAGCACGAGCCUGAUGAGUCGUUGGUCCAGUCAUACGAUGCUUUUCCACAAGAGAUCACUGGUCCCACCGUAUGGGAAAGGGAGAAGUUGUUGAAGGACGACAGUAUGUGGAAGAAGGCCUGGUCAGCAGAGCAGGUCAAGGAAUUAGAGGACUCAUAUGAACAAUUCGUAAAGACUGGGCUGGGUUUACCUCAAAUCACCCGAGGGACAUUCCCCUUGUCCUCUUCGGUCACAUCGUUCCUCCAAGAGAUCAGAGAACACAUCGUGAAUGGCAUUGGAUUCGUCCUCAUCCAAGGUUUACCCGUGACUGAAUGGCCUAUCCAUAAGUCCGCUUCGAUUUACUUGGCUAUAGGAACCAUAUUAGGAGUGACAGUCAGUCAGAACAGAAAAGGACAUAUUCUCGGACACGUCAAAGACUUGGGAAACGAUCCCACCCAAAUCCACAAAGUCCGCAUCUACUCUACCGCCGCCCGCCAGUUUUUCCAUACCGAUUCGGCAGAUAUAGUCGGUUUACUAUGCUUAGCCAAAGCGAAGGAAGGUGGAGAGAGUGAUGUAGUCUCCGCCCAUCAUCUCUGGAAUACAUUGCAGAAAGAAAGACCGGACGUAGCAGAACUGUUGACCAGACCAAAUUGGUACUUUGAUAGAAAGGGGGAGACGUCUGAAGGGCAAAAGGAAUGGGUCCAAAAAGCGGUGUUCUACUGGCACGAUGGCAGAUUGAUAUCUCACUAUGAUCCUUACUAUGUGAAGUCGAUCACAAGACACGUCGAAGCGGGUCAUAUACCAGGACAUUCCCCAGCCCAACUCGAAGCUAUCCAAGUCUUGGAGGAUACCGCUCAAAGAUCAGCUUUGCAUAUGGUGCUAGCAGUGGGAGAUAUACAGUUUGUCGCUGACACGGAAGGUGGCUGGCAGAGACCAUAUCCAGAUAGCGAUUAUUACAAACGAGGUGGAACACAAGUCAACAACCAAUCUGAGACAUGCCCAUUAGACGCCGAAUAG
This is a messenger RNA of Kwoniella mangroviensis CBS 8507, 1068 nucleotides long. RefSeq lists its product as uncharacterized. Bases 1 to 1068 code for a protein of 355 amino acids. The transcript is spliced from 7 exons. The record is from RefSeq and is a predicted model, not a curated record. Gene Ontology annotation, molecular function: oxidoreductase activity. Lineage: Eukaryota; Fungi; Basidiomycota; Tremellomycetes; Tremellales; Cryptococcaceae.